AUGGAGCCCAGCUGCGGCCCUCCCGAGGCUCUGCAGCAGCAAGCUGCUUCUCCGGAGCCAGCAGAGGCUGAGUCUUCCACGGCCUCAACCGCACCCGCAGCAGCAGCAGCAGCGGCAGCGGCAGGAAGGGCCUCCUGCGGAUGGACGUCGGCGGACAUCCAGAACGGGGCGGAGGCUGCUGCAGCAGCUGCUGCUGCUGCAGCAGCUGCUGCUGCAGGGGGCUCAAGACAUGCAGCUUCAAAGGCAAACCAGCUGCCUGCGGCCUCCGAGGUUUUUGCUGCUUCCGGCGAAGUGCCAGCAGAGGCUCAAGAGCCCAACACUGACAAGCGGGCGGAGGAGGACCACGAUGUGACCACUGGUCCGUUGGCGGCGAACGGCAAGCAGCUGCUGCAGCAGCGCCAGCUGCACAGGAAAGCCCAGGGGCAGCAGCACCGGCAGCACGAAGAGCAGCAGGAGCCGCCGCAGCAGCAGACGGCCGCCAAGGCGGCUGCAGCAAAUACAGGUGAAUCGUCGGAGGCAGCAAGAGGCACGGACAGGCAGCAGCAACAGCAGGAGGCCCAGCAGCAGCAAGAAGUGAUGCAGCAGCAGCAGCAGCAAGGGGUACACCAACAGCAGGGGGAGGUGCCGGGGGAACAGCAGCGCGGGAAACAGCCGCAUGCAAGGAAGACCAGCAGCAGAGCGGACAGCAGCAGCAGCAGAGCGUCUCUGGCAAGCUCAAGCGGCGAAGCAGCAGCAGCAGCAGCAGCGAGCCCAGCAGCGGCGGCUCUCCUAGCGCCAGCAGCAGAGGCAGCAGCAAAAGACACAAACAAAAUCUACACGAUCCAGGAGAUAAUGAAGUAUGCAGUUAAAAGCCAGAGGCCCUUCCACCCUUCUGUACCCCUUGAACCCACCGGCCAAACGGGGGCCCCCCUGGGGGCCCCCCUAGGGGCCCCCCUGGGGGCCCCCGCGGGGGCCCCCCUGGGGGCCCCCGGGGGGCCCCAUGGGGGACCGCAGGCAGCUGAAUCUAUGGGGUCUGCUGCAGCAGCUGCAGCAGAAGUGCAGCAUGUGGGCGGGGCUGAGGGAGGCGGGGCGGAACCAGGAAGUUUGCUGCAGCAGCACGCAGCAGAGGCUGAAGCAGCAAAGGCCUACAAAGGCGACACAGCACCUCCUCGUGCUGCUGCUGCUGCUGCUGCUUCCCCUGGGGCCCCCGCGUUGCAUGCGGGGCCCCCUGCAGCGCUAGACUAUCAUGAGGAAAGGGAAGCCUAUUUUCGCUCGUGCUUUUGCGAGCCAAGCUUCCGUUUGCUGCCGCGCCCAGCAGAAGCUGCUGCUUCCUCUCAGGGUUUGGGGGCCCCGGGGCCCCACGGAGGCUCUUGGAAGCCUCGACAGACCCUGGGAGGCUCUUCGGGACGGUCGGGAGAAGAAGUCCAUUCGGCUCAAGAAAGAGAGGAAGGGGCCCACCUGCUGGGCGCUUUCAAGGGGGGCCCCCAGGGCCAAGGGAGGCGGAAGCUGCCGAGAGCUGCCCGGGCCGCUGGCCCUGCGCCGCUGCAGCCCCGCAUGCAAUUGAAGGAGGCCACAGACGUCAGGAGGGCCCCCCUUCUUGGGCCCUUCAAAAGGGGAGGCAGCGGAGAGAAGAAUUUGCUCAAGUUGCUGCACGGGGGCGGCAGGCCCGUGGGUACAGCCCCGGUGCAUGCUGCCCCCGUGGGGGGCCCCCCCCUAGGGGGCCCCUCGGGGGUGCCUCCCCUAGGGGGUCCCUCGGGGGGCCCCCUAGGGGCCUCGCUGGGGGUACCCGUGGGGGGCCCCCUGGGGCCCCACCCCCUGGGGGGCCCCUUGGGGGGGCCCCCCCUGGGGGCCCCGGCGGGGGGCCCCCUCGGGGGUUUUUUAGGGGAGCCAUCGGCGAGGCCGUGGAAUGCGGGGCAACUCGACGAGCUGCCGGCCUGGGGGCCCGUGGCUUUGACUGCGUGGGACUGUUCCCGGCCUUUUCCGGGAGGCUUUUGCUUCCGCUGUGGGGCGCUGGUGGUGCUGCGAGAAACCCAAUACGUCCUCACGCGCUUUCUCCUUGGUGCGAGCUGUACGUACACCCCAACGCAGUGUACCUGCUGCAUGCAACUGCUGCAGAUGGAGCAGCAGCAGAAAGUCCUCACUCUUUUCUUUUCGAGGGAUCCAGAGUGGACCUCACCGCCGCCGUCCUCCACGACGCUUUGCUGCUGCUCGAAACCCACGCGGAGCAGCAAAAAGAUCCAAGUGCUUCCCCCACUUCGAGCUUUCCCGCUGCUGCUGCUGCCAGCGGCCCCCGGAAGACAGCAGCGAAACCACAGAGUCCAUUUGGCAGCAGCCCAGUUUGCUGCUGCUGAUGCUCAGCAGCAGCGCCAGGCAGCGCGCGAAGUCCCUCAGCGACUGCGGGGGGGCCCCGAACGCUGCAGUCUGCGCGGCGAGCCCUCAGAACCACUGGUCAGGACCACUGGUCGCCGCCGCCGCCGCAGCAGCAGCAGCAGCAGCAGCAGCAACAGCAGCAGCAGCGGGAGGCUCACCAUUGUGCGACACACGAGCCGCCACUCUUGCUUCUCCGCUUCGCAGAAACGAAUGCUUCGGCAGCAGCUCGACGGCUGCCGCGUGAAAGCUCACGCGGCAGCCGUCGAGCUGCUGCCGAAGCAUUCGUUUCUGCGAAGCGGAGAAGCAAGAGUGGCGGCUCGUGUGUCGCACAAUGAACUCCAGGAAACUUUUGCUUCGCAGCAGACGCAAACCAGCCGCCGCUCAGCAGCAAGUCUCGUGCUGCCGUCCAAACCCUUUUUCGAAGACUUCCGAGCAAUUCAUAUUCUCUUUUUUGGCGAAGACGAGCGCCUGUUGGAGCAGCAGCUCGAGGCGCUGCUGCAGCGCGGGACGCCGUAUGUGGCCUUCGACCUCGCGAGACACUCCGAUGAGCUGCUGCUCCACGCCCAAGAGGGCGUGGCGCUGGUGAACCUCUCUUUGGCGACGGCGCGGCAGCAGCGGCGACUACGCAGCAGCAGCAACAGCAGCAGCAGCGCAGCGCCUGCUGCUGCUGCGGAGCUCCCCGCGGCGCUUUCCCAGGAGCUGCGCAGCAGCUUCAGCUUCUGCAUCGGCGACUUCGGCUGUGCAGCAGAAUUGCCGGUUCACUGCAGCACGCGCGAGCAGCAGCGCCAGCAGCAGCAGCUGCAGCAGCAGCAGCAGCAGGACAAGUGGAUUGACUCCGUCUUGGCCUCGUCUGUUGCUGCGGCCCCCACGGAUGCUCCCUACUGCAGAGGGGCUCAAGACUUCUUCCUCGCCUUCAUAACUAAAGCCCAUUCACAAGGAGCUCGUGGCUGCUGGUCCGCGAGGACUCUGGUGACUUCUGCUGCAGCAGCAGCAACCUUGCUGGGCAGGAGCCGCAUAGAGGCUUUGGACGUGGUGCUGGCAGCAACUGCGUGUGGCUUCGCUGCUGCUGCAGCAGCAGCAGCAGCAGGCGACUGCAGCAGCAGCAGUUCGCUGCUGGUCGACGCCCCGUCUGCGGCCGAUGAUGAGUGA
Eimeria tenella is the source of this 3498-nucleotide messenger RNA. RefSeq lists its product as uncharacterized. The transcript has 16 exons. The coding region runs from base 1 to 3498 and encodes 1165 amino acids. Lineage: Eukaryota; Apicomplexa; Conoidasida; Eucoccidiorida; Eimeriidae. The record is from RefSeq and is a predicted model, not a curated record.